AUGGACACCACAAAAUGCACUUUUUCUCAACCGCCACCGGGUGCAGCUUUACACAGCACAACGAUGGCGGCCGACGUGAAGGUGGAGCUGGACGCGGGGGCGUUGAUGAGACGCAUGCAGGAGGCCGUCUACAAGGACAAGACCAAGGACGACAAGGAGGUGUGGGCCGUGAAAAACGAGCUGACGCCGGCCAUCAUCGAGGAGGUGAUCCGGAGAGCCACCCCGAUCAUCCGCGCCGAGCCGAUGCGCCUCGAGGUGAAGGCGCCGGUGUACUGCGUCGGCGACAUCCACGGCCAGUUCACGGAUCUGAUGCGCAUCUUCAAGAAGACCGGGUGGCCCGACGGGCAAUCGAGGCGCUAUCUGUUCCUCGGCGACUACGUCGACCGUGGCCCGAACUCGUUGGAGUGCAUCGUUUUUCUGCUGCUCGUCAAGGUAAUCCACCCAUCGGCCAUCUAUCUGCUGCGCGGGAACCACGAGUGCUCGGCCGUCAAUCGGGUGUACGGCUUCUACGAGGAGUGCUGUUCCCGGUUCCCUGAGAACCACGUCGGCCGCGGGCUCUGGGACCAAUUUCAGGACCUGUUCAACUGGAUGCCGAUGACGGCGCUGAUCUCGCGCCGAAUCCUCUGCAUGCACGGCGGCAUCUCCCCAAUGUUGCAAGAGCUGAGCCAGCUGAACGACAUCGAGCGCCCAGUCGACCCGUUUGCCGCCUGUCUGGCCGUCGAUCUGCUGUGGGCCGACCCGAGCCCCCAGAUGGCCAACGGACCCCUCGAUCCACUCUAUGAAGCAUCCGCCCGCGGCAUAUCACAUCAUUUUAGCAAACGGGCGCUGCAGGAGCUGUGCAAGAAGUUCAGCAUCGAUCUCGUCGUCCGCGGCCAUCAGGUCGUACAGGAUGGCUACGAAUUCUUUGCCCAUCGCCACCUGGUGACCGUGUUCUCGGCCCCGAACUACUGCGGCACGUUCAACAACUUUGGCGCGUUGCUGUACGUCGACUGGGAUUGCCAAUGCAGUAUGACGACGUUCCCGCCCGAUCCGCUGGCACCGAAAGGGAAAGGGCCCAAGGCGGCUGAGACGACAAUCGACGAGAUGGACAUUGACGACGGCAAGGAGGAGGGCGGGACGUCAGCUGCUCCCACCCGCCCCGAGCGUGUCAAGCAGGCUUCACAGGGCCCACCAACGCCAAAGGCCAAAAGCCAGCGUCGCGUCUACGCGCAGCCCAUCGUUGACACCCAGCCCGGCUCCCCGGCAGGAUUGCGGCAAGAGGACCUCAAAUUCCACCCAGCCACCGUUUCCCAUCCGGCCGAUCCCAAACCGGCGAAACCGGCAGAUGAUUCGGGCGUGGUCGUCGUCGAGAUGGAGCCGGCAAAGCCACCGCCGCUACGAAGCCCAUGGCGCACCAAUGAAGCGUUGCAGCCGGUGCAGCCGGUGGCUACGGCCCCGGAAGCGGCGCAGAAGCGAGCGGAAACCAUCGUCGAACCGGAAGCGAAGCCUGUGGCGCCCCCCAACCAGAAAAUUUGGGCCCUCAAUCUCAACUCCUUCCUGGUGGCCUCAACGCCAGCGAUUGCCGAUCCCAAACUCACGGCCGAAACGCCAAAACCCAGACCCGACCCGCCGCCCACCUCAACUCCCGCAUCAGCUACCCCGUCCUCCGGCCCGAAGCGGCCACCCUCUAAAAUUAAGCACAUUUCCCGGAAGUCGCGCAGGAAG
This is a messenger RNA of Mesorhabditis spiculigera, 1704 nucleotides long. The record is from the annotation of a GenBank genome assembly. Lineage: Eukaryota; Metazoa; Nematoda; Chromadorea; Rhabditida; Rhabditidae.